This is a messenger RNA of Diaporthe citri, 1065 nucleotides long. RefSeq lists its product as uncharacterized. The transcript is spliced from 6 exons. The record is from RefSeq and is a predicted model, not a curated record. Lineage: Eukaryota; Fungi; Ascomycota; Sordariomycetes; Diaporthales; Diaporthaceae. Gene Ontology annotation, molecular function: oxidoreductase activity; nucleotide binding. Bases 1 to 1065 code for a protein of 354 amino acids. Gene Ontology annotation, biological process: NADPH regeneration. Gene Ontology annotation, cellular component: cytoplasm.
AUGGCCACCCAGCCUCGUCUCAAACUCGCCCUGAUCGGCCUCGGCCGCCUGGGCCCCAUCCGCGCGCGAAUCCUCGCCUUCCAGCAGCCUCGCAUCGAGCUCGUCGCCGCCUGCGACACGAGGCCCGGGUGCGACAAUUGGGUGGCGGAAAACCUGCCGCCAUCUGUCAAGUAUUAUGCAGACCCGCAGGACUGUAUGAAGAACAGCGGCGCCGAGGUGGUCCUAAUUUCUACGGCGACUGCCACGCACGCGCCGCUGAUCUGCUUGGGCCUUGACCUGGGUCUUCACGUCAUGUGCGAGAAACCUAUCUCGGUAGAUGUUAUUACUACUGAGGAGGUGCUUGCCAAAGCUAAAUCCAAGCCUCACCUCAAGUUCCUGGUCCCUUUUUGUCGACGACAUGACGAUUCGUGCCGUGCUGCGAAGGAAAUGGUCGAGAAUGGCUCGCUGGGAGAAAUCCACGCUGUCGAGACCACUUGCCUUGAUCAGCAAGACCCAACCGGAUUCUUUGUCACCUUCUCGGCACAGUCCGGGGGUAUCUUUGUCGACAUGGGUGUUCACGACAUCGACAUCGGCCGGUUCUACCUCGACGUAAAAUCCGGCCUCAAGAACCCCAAGAAGCACGUCAACAGAGUAGUCGCCAUGGGCCAGCAGGCCGUCUACGGCGACCUCGCAAAGUACGGCGACUGCGACAACGGGUGGGCCAUGGUCGAGUUCGCCAACGGCAAGAGCUGCACCCGCGUGUGCGGGACAAAGGCCCACUCCGUCGUCAACGGCAACUCGACCAUCAACCGCGUCGAGGUGCGCGACGCCCACGGCGUGCGGACGGCGACCACCCCGGACGCGUUCGUCCUGUACGACAAAUCAUUCCUCAACGACCUCUCCGAGUUCGCCGCUGCUGUGCUAGACGGGAAGCCGCUUACUUGCACUCCGGAUGAUGCCUACGAGGCGGCCAAGAUCGCCACCGCGCUACAAUACUCGUUCCGGAAUGGCGUGCCUGUCUACUUUAACGAUGACGGCCUGCCUAUCAUGGAGAAAGCCAAGACGAACGGUGACCGAGGGGCUUAG